AUUUUGAUUAAAGCAAAAUAGAUCAUUUUAGCGUAUCCCAAUUAUUAUUAUUUUAAUCACUUGAAUUUGCGACUCGGCUUCUGUAAUCAAAUAAUGUAGUUGAAUUUACUAUUGUUUGAAAACAAAAUUUUCCAAACCACAACAAGCAGAAAUGUCCAAUCACUACGAUAUUCCUUCAUGGGCUGGUAAACCACCUACCGGUCUGCAUUUGGAUGUAAUGAAAGAUGACAAGUUAAUUCAAAAAUUCAUGAUUGACGAGAAGAAAUGCUACCUGUUCGGACGCAAUCCUCAGAUGAAUGAUUUCUGUAUUGAUCACGCGUCUUGCUCCCGUGUGCAUGCUGCAUUUGUUUAUCACAAACAUCUAAACAUAGCUUAUCUGGUAGACUUGGGAUCAACACAUGGUACCUAUAUUGGAUCGGUACGAUUGGAAGCCCAUAAGCCGACACAACUACUGAUAAAUUCCUCGUUUCACUUUGGAGCCUCCACAAGGCAUUACAUGCUGAGAGAACGACCGACGGUUGGCUCUAGGUCCAAUAUAAUGGAGGAUAUCCCCAUGAUGGACACUAGCGAUGGAACAUAUUUGGGAUUACCCGAGAGCCAGACGGAACUUGAUAAUUUAACGGAGUAUAAUACCGCUCACAAUCGGCGCAUUUCGAUGCUGGCAAUUACUGAUGAGACCAGUACGUUUAAAAAGAACAUGAAAAACAAGCGCAAACGUAAAGGGGUUCAAUUCAACGAGGAUGAAAUCGUCAUCAACCCUGAAGACAUCGAUCCAAGCAUAGGACGUUUCCGGAAUCUUAUUCAAUCCACUGUCGUUCCGGUUGCUGCUAAACGGACGAAACUUGAUAUCAAUACCAUGGGUCUCUCAACAUCAUCCUCAAGCAAAUCGAUGCAGCAUCCGCAUAAUUUAGUACCCAGUUUGUACCACGGAAUCGAUGACCAGUCUGUCGACUGUCGGAAUAACGCUGCUGGUGGUCAUGGAUUCAGCUUUGAUAUGGACACUACUCCAAGUGGGCUAACUACAAAAUUGGGCAUUAUUUUGCCAAAUCCUGCACCGGAUGUUAAUCCUAUCACAGCUAGCACUGCUAUGUUGCCACCACCGGUUUACAACAGUGUUGCUCCUAAGACUGUAAAAAUUGUCGACAAACAAGAGGCAUCAGAUGAACCUAAAAAGAAGAAAUACGCCAAGGAACAAUGGCCUGGCAGAAAGCCACUUGGUUUGGGUGGGUUCUAAAUUGAUGGAAUAGAAAGCUGAUGAAGCGAAAAGCUAGUUGCACGAAUCAGUUUGACGGAUAUUACACCAGAAGCUAUUUAUGGAAACUUUAUGUUACGGAUGAUAACCUUAUAGAUAGAAUAGUAUUGAUUUGAUACUGGGAAGUACAGUUUGAAUAAAUUUACUUCACCGUACAAUAUUCGAAUAAACAUAGCUGUAUCAUUCACCA
Molecule: messenger RNA, 1442 nt
Organism: Toxorhynchites rutilus septentrionalis
Lineage: Eukaryota; Metazoa; Arthropoda; Insecta; Diptera; Culicidae
Gene: NiPp1
Product: nuclear inhibitor of protein phosphatase 1
Exons: 6
Coding region: 152-1234 (360 amino acids)
Cellular component (GO): nuclear speck
Molecular function (GO): mRNA binding; protein serine/threonine phosphatase inhibitor activity; protein binding
Source: RefSeq, a predicted model, not a curated record